This is a messenger RNA of Rhodotorula graminis WP1, 1998 nucleotides long. RefSeq lists its product as uncharacterized. Bases 1 to 1998 code for a protein of 665 amino acids. Gene Ontology annotation, molecular function: oxidoreductase activity. The record is from RefSeq and is a predicted model, not a curated record. The transcript has 5 exons. NCBI's taxonomy places the organism in Eukaryota, Fungi, Basidiomycota, Microbotryomycetes, Sporidiobolales, Sporidiobolaceae.
AUGAGCUCGUCGACCCACAAGCGACCACGCGUCGCCGUCAUCGGCACUGGUCUCGCAGGCCUGUCGACCGCCUACCUCCUCAAGCAGGCCCGUGCGACACGCACCGAUGGAUCGACCGUCGACUUUGACGUCCACCUCUUCGAGCGCAGCGACGCACUCGGCAUGGACACGGCUUCGCUCUCGAUCAAGGACGAGGACGGCUCGUACCGCGUCGACGUACCCAUGCGCUCCAUCAACGGCGGCUCGCACAGUCGCGUCCACACGCUGUACCGCAGCCUCAACGUGCCCCUUGUCAAGUCCGACUUUACCUACUCGUUCUCGCGCCUCGCUCGUUCCUCUCCCUCCCUUCCGUCGACCGCGCCCGACCACCUCCUCGCGGAACCCUCAUCGCCCUCGCUCCCGCCGACACCUCCACCCGAGUACCGCGAGCACGCCUCGUCUUCGCGCCCGCCGACGCCGCUCCACCACCACCAGCGGCCGACGCCCCGUCGCACGGGCCCGAGGGCCGCGCCCAAACGCGCCGCCCGGCCCCGCCAGACGACGGCGCUCCUGUACGAGGGCGCAUCGGGCCUGCGCCUCCCGCCCGCGUCCAUCCCGUCGCACCUGUCGCGCGCGCCGUGGCGCGCCCAGGCCGCCUACUGCGCCGACGUCGUCGCCUUCACGCUCGCGUACCUGUACCUCGUCGUGCUCGCCCUGUGGUACUGCGCGCUCGGACUCGCGUACCCGCCGCGCUCGCCGCCUGCGCCUUACACGUCGACCUCGCGCAUCAAGCGCACCCUGUCGCGCGUUGCGAAGGCCGUCGGCGCGACGGUCCCGCUGCGCAACGUCGCCCGCGAGCCACUGCUCGAGUGGUGCGCGCGGCACCGCGUCCCGCGGCGCUUCACGGACGACAUCCUCGUGCCGCUCAUGGCCGCCGUCGCGACCGUCGGCGUCGUCGAGGCGCGCACCAUGCCCGUCGGCGAGGUUCUCCAGUACGUCUCGUCAACCCUCGGCGCGUCUCACUACGUGACGGACCCGGCGUUCGGCGUGCGCGGCAUCGUCGCAGCCCUCGCGCGCCCAGUCCCGCCCUCGAACUUGCACCUCGGCGUCGAGAUCACGCGCCUCGAGCGCCUCGCGUCGUCGCCGUCCUCCUCGUCGUCGUCCCCGUCGGGCGGCGGCGGCGACGCAGGGUAUCGCCUGCACGUGCGCACGCAGGAAUUCGAGACGGGCGAGGACGUCGACCGCGUCCUCGAGUUUGAGCACCUCGUGUUCGCGACGCAAGCCGAUCAGGCUGCGCGCCUCGUGUCGACGCUCGCCAGCCCCAGCCCCGGCCCCGGCCCCGGCUCCGACGAGCACGAGCGCGUCCACGUCGACGACGACGAGCUCGCCGCGACGCUCGACGCCCUGCGCGCCUUCACGUACGUGCGCACGCUCGUCGUCACUCACACGGACGAGAGCGUGCUGCCCCCGGCGUCGAGCGACCGGCGCGACCUCAACCUCGUCGUCUAUGAGCGCGAGCCCGCGAUGGCGGCGGCGGCGGCUGGGGGCGAGGACGGCGAGGACGGCGAGGACGAGCAGGACGAAUGGGACGAGGCGCAGGGGCACCUCCCGCCCUCGUCGGUCGAGACGACGCACGUCAUCCUCUCGAGCCGGAAGGGCAGCAGCAGCAGCGUCGGCGGCCGGCCGCCGGCGGAGCGCACGGUCCUCCAGACGACCAACCCGCUCACGCCAAUCUCCGAGGCCCACACGCUCGCGAGCACGUGGUUCUCGCGCGCGUUCGUCACGCAGCGCAGCCAGCGCGCCGUCGGCGUCCUCGCUGCGCGGCACGGACACGAGCACGAGCGCGAGCACGAGCGGGGCCGACGGGCGGGAGGACCGAGGGCGCGAGGGCUGUGGUUCGCGGGGAGCUACCUCGCGAGCGGGAUCCCGCUCCUCGAAGGGUGCGUCACGAGCGCCGAGGCGGUCGUGCGCGGUGUCAUUGCGAGCGAGGGCGCGACGGUCGAGCGCUGGGCGUUCUGA